Molecule: messenger RNA, 6060 nt
Organism: Biomphalaria glabrata
Lineage: Eukaryota; Metazoa; Mollusca; Gastropoda; Planorbidae
Product: broad substrate specificity ATP-binding cassette transporter ABCG2-like
Exons: 18
Coding region: 449-2383 (644 amino acids)
Cellular component (GO): plasma membrane
Molecular function (GO): ATP hydrolysis activity; ATP binding; ABC-type transporter activity
Source: RefSeq, a predicted model, not a curated record
GCAUUUCAACAGCGAUUUUAUAAAAGCUAAACUGGUCAUAGAUUCUACAAAAAGUAGGCCUUAUACCGAAGUACCCCUGGCUCAAGUCAAUAGUUCGUCAGGCAACUAGUGCACGCGUGCGCAAGGUACACCAUAGAAACUUGCUUGAGAUCGAUUUCACCCAGAAAGGAAGUGGGCCGCUAAAUGUAACAAUCUUUCUGGUCUCCCAUUGGAUUAUUGGCAAAGCUUAUGAAACGGUUGUAUAACCAAAGUCAUUUAUAUAAGAUUUAUUUCUUGGGUCUUGGUGCGCUGCUUUUUUCCUGGAGUAAGUGACUCGGCAAUUCAUUAACUUCAAUGUUUGAUUUCAGAAGAACCGUUACAAGUCGAAAUCUGAAGAGUACGUCUUGAUCCAGGAGUGUGUUCAACUUAAACUUUCAGACUGUCGGUCCAUCCGUACUCUCCGUCCAAAAUGAAUGGUCACCAGAUGACCAUUGCCACAAUAGAUGUGGAGACGUCCUUUGCCAAUGGCCGGGCGCACUCUGAAGCACCGAAAGGCUCUGUCCUCUCGGCGCAUGACAUCAACUACACCGUCCAAGAGGCUAAGUCGUGCUGUAGAACUAAAGACAAACAAAUACUUUUUAAUGUCACUGGUAUAUUUAAACAAGGCAUGACAGCCAUUCUUGGACCAACAGGCUCAGGGAAGUCUUCGUUUCUAGAUGUACUAGCUGGCAGAAAGGAUCCAGCAGGAGUUUCAGGUCAACUUCUGCUAGAUGGGAAACCUGUACCUAAAAACUUCAAAUGCAUGGUGGGAUAUGUGGUUCAGGAUGACGUAGUUAUGGGCACACUCUCAGUGAGAGAAAACUUUGCCUUCUCUGCUGCUCUAAGGUUGCCAUCAUCAAUAAAGGCCUCAGAGAGGAAAGAAAGAAUAAACAAUGUAAUUAAAGAGUUAGGCUUAGAAAGAUGUGCAGACACCAAGGUUGGCAAUGAAUUUAUUCGAGGAGUAUCAGGAGGAGAGAGGAAACGAUGCAAUAUUGGCAUGGAACUAAUUAUUUCCCCUCCAGUUCUAUUUUUAGAUGAACCAACCACUGGUCUAGAUGCAAACACAGCUAAUACAGUCCUCUUGUUUUUAAAAAGAUUAUCAAGGCAUGGAAGAACAGUGAUAUUUUCAAUUCAUCAGCCCAGAUACUCUAUCUACAGACUCUUUGACAGUCUCAUGUUACUGUCUCAAGGCCACACAGUCUAUCAUGGUCCCUCACAUGAAGCUUUAGAGUUUUUUACUUCUCAAGGCUAUGUCUGUCAAGAACACAACAAUCCACCAGACUUUUUCUUAGAUGUGAUAAAUGGAGAUCCUACAACUUUUGGUCGAAAUGCUAUCAGUUUAGAAAAGGAAAUUGAAAGUGAUUUUGAAAAUGCAGCUCAGAGCCAACAUGACAAAUUGGUUGAAGGCUUUCGAAAUUCAAUCUGGAACAAAAAUCUUCAGGAAGAAGCUAAAGGAAUUUAUUCAACAUUUGAAGCUAGAGGUGGACUGAAAGGAGAAAGACAUGAGGCAGUCAACUAUGCCACAUCAUUUUUUAACCAAAUGGUAGUUGUUGCACGGAGAGCUUUAAUCAAUUUAAUCAGAAAUCCACAGACCAGUAUUUUAACAGUUGCCACAUCCAUUGUGUUUUCUGUGAUCAUUGGGGCUAUUUAUUGGCAGGUCUCUGAUGAUCCAAUCAAAGGUUUUAAAGAUAGAUCUGGUGUAUUAUUUUUCUUAAUCAUGAAUCAGUUAUUCUUCAACAUGUCUGCUGUGGAAGUGUUCAUUAAUGAAAGGAAAAUAUUCAUGCAUGAGAAUGUUAGUGGCUUCUAUCGAGUGUCUGUAUACUUUUUGGUGAAAGUUAUCUUUGAUAUCAUACCCCUGCGUAUGGUUCCAGUUAUUGUUUUGUCUGUGAUAGUUUAUUUUGCUGUUGGUUUGAACCCUGGAGCUGAUCACUUUUUCCUAUUUGCAUUUUGCUUGUUCUGUACAACAGUUUCUGCAGCCAGCCUUUGUUUCCUUAUUAGUUCCAUUGUCAGAGUCUUUGCAGUAGCACAGCUUUUAUUAGCACUGUGCUAUGUUCUCAUGAUGCUUCUAGGAGGAUUUCUCAUCAACUUUGAUUCAAUUGGUCCAUGGCUGCAUUGGGCACAGUACUUUAGUCUGUUCAAAUAUUCUUUAUCAAUUCUCUACACUAAUGAGUUCAAAGACAGAACGUUUUGCAGCAGUAGCAACUCAUCUAUCUGUGAAACUGGGAAUUCUUAUUUGGCCAAACAAGACAUGAAGUUUGAAACUCAAUGGGACUUUUGGCAAAACUAUCUGGCUUUAAUUUUAUAUGCAAUCAUUUUGUUUACUUUAUCUUACAUUCGCUUGAGAACUAUGAAGAAAACAACGUAAAUGACCAACUGACUGCAAAUGUUCUAUUCAGGUGAUGCCCAUGUUGGUUCAUAUUUAUAGCAUAACAGAACUAUGUAAAUAGAAGACUUUUUCUAUAUAUUGCAUUCUAAAGACAUUCAGUUGACAAAGAAAUAAGAAGACUUCGUGAUAACUUUAUCCUUGACUGACAAGACUGAAAUUUCUGACUUGACUAUUAUUGUAUGAUGAUUGUUAUUAUCCAUAUUUUAGUACUACGGCCUGUUCAUACAAAUCCUAUUUUAAUGAAUAAUAAUGUAAAUAAUAUACUAUAAUAUUGCAUUUUGUUAUCAAGAUGGCAAAAAAAAAAGAAUCUUUAAUCAAUCUUAAAAACUUUCAACAUGAGAAUUUUUUGUACAUAAAAGGUUUACAUUGUCUUAUGUCCAUGACUGUAGGUAUCUGUCAUUAUUGCAUACAUAGAUCAGAAUCGUCAUAAAAUCAUAAUGAAGCCUUUAUUUCAGCAAUAGUUCUUUCCCUUUUAAAAGUCAUUGAAAUUCGAUAUAAUAUUGUUGUGUACUAUACUUUAGUAAAAAAUAAAUGUGCUUUUUUAACUGUUUGUUACAUUUUCAACAUUAGAUUGAUAGUACAUAUACAUUUGGCCAGUAGCGUUUGGCUCAUUUUUUUUACUGUUCAAACUAAAACCAAAAGUAGCCUCAUUUCAUCUGAAUAAAAUGUUUAAUACCAUACCAUAUUUUUUUAAAAAAGAAUUUUUAUUUUUUUUUUAAGAUCAGUGUUGUUUCAAUUCACACUUUUAAUGCUGACAUUAAUUCAUCUAAGUAGUAGACAUAAAAUAUGCAAUUUUUUCAAUUUCAACUUGUAUGCUGUUAUCACACACAUACUAGAGAUGUUAACUAAUUGGCUUGUAUAUUUAUGUUUUACCUUUACCUUUACCUAUCCCUUAGUCUGUUGGACCGUUGGGGCACCAGGCAAGAUUUGUCGACCGUCUUUCUCCAUUCCUCCCUUUUUUUUGCCUUGAUCAGAACCUCUCUCAAUGGCAGGCCUGUCCAUUCUUUAAUGUUGUCCUCCCAUCGCUUUUUCUGUCUGCCUCUUCUUCUUUUUCCUGGCACUGUUCCCUGAAGAAAGGUCUUUGCGAGCCCCGUAGAUCUUGUAAUGUGGCCAAAGGUUUUAAGCUUUCGUUUUUUCACAAUAGUAAGCAGGUCGUCAUGAGCUCCGAUCGCUACAGUAACCCUGUCUCUGAUUUCUUGGUUUGUGAUGCGGUCUUUGAAUGUGAUGCCUAGGAUCCUUCUGUAGCAUCUCAAUUCCAUUGCUAGGAUCCUCCUCUCAAGCUCUGCAUUCAACGUCCACGACUCGCAAGCAUAUAAAAAUGUGGCCAUGACCAGAGAGCGCAUCAGUCUAAUUUUGGUGCCGAGGGCUAAGCCCUUAUCUUUCCAUAUUAUUUUAAGUUUUGAAAGGGCUGCUGUGGACUGUGCUAUUCGAGCCAAUAAUUCGGGUUUUGUUCCCUCAUCUGAGACAAUAGCUCCGAGGUAUUUGAAGCUGUUAACACUAGUUAGCUUUUCACCUCCAAUACUGAUGCCUCUUUUAAAACCCUGAUGGCUAUUGGUCAUAAUUUGAGUUUUUUCGGCAUUUAUUUGCAUGCCAUAUGCUGCAGAAAUCUUGUCAAUGCGCAUCACAUAUUUAUGUAGAUAUUUUUAUACAAAGUUUGUUGGUUUGUGAGACACAUAAUUAUUAACUAACAUUGUGACAGUAAUUUAAUCUUCUUUCUGAAAUAGCAGCAAAUAACUGAGCUUUGCAAAUAUUCAGUUCUACAUUUUAUGUUCUCUUAUUGAUUGUGUUAUAUUUCUAACCAAAAUGAGUUGUUUUUUUUGUUAAUUAACAAAAUGCAACAUAAUAUUUUUAUACAUUGUUCUUAUUAUGUCUUUGAACAAAAUUCUUAUGUCCAUUGUUUUUUAUUCAAUGACUUUGUAAGUCUGAUUGGCAAUUUCUUUUAAUGUAAAAUAAUUAUUUUAUAAGUAAUGUUCCCAUAUUAUUGUUACUUUUUUCAUUUCAAAAAAUAAAUGGACCUAUACUUCUUGUAAUUUUUGUGAAUAGUCAUUUUUAUAACAAUACAAUUAGCCUACAUUGAAUAUAUCUAAUUAUAGGCUAGUAAAGAUUGAAUUAAACUAGAGUUUGAAAAUUAGGAAGAUUUUAUGACUAUGUGGUUGUUUUCUACAAAUUAAGUUCUAAUUUUCCUUACCCUUUUUUUACACUAAAUCUGGAGUCUCAACUUCCUGCUCAUUCAAAAAGCUUAAUCACUCCUGAAACGUGUCACAGUAAAAAAAGAAAAAAAAAAACCAAAUUUCUUUUUGUAAGGAUCUGAGACAGUUAGCCUACUUCUUAUGUUCAAAAUAAUAUUCUAUUUUUUAUAUAAUAUUAAUAAUAUUUUGAAAUCUUCAAUAGCUGAGUGUGUCUCAUUAAAUUUCAUUCAUUUCAUGUUCCAAUUUUCAUGUCACAAGAUACUGAUCAAUAUAUUUCUAAACCAGUCUAUCAAAUGUGUGCUGGGCUUUUGUAUGAUAUACAAACAAAAAUGAUAUGGCAAGACUACUGUGCUAUUACUAAACAUCUAAAUAAAAAAAAAAAUUAAAAAUCAUUAUUUUUUUUUUAUAAAUAAUCUCAUUUAUUAUAAAAUUAUAUAUGAUACAAGUGGAUCCUAAUUAAAACUAAGUAUAUCUUACUUAUGCUCACAUAGCACCAAAUUUCAGUGUGGUUUUGUUGGAGAGUUUGGUUAAUCAUACUAAGAAUACAUUAUAUGGGGUUUAAAAGUUACCACUGAUAAAGCUAAGGAUGCUUAAGCAAAUAAAGUUAUUGUCAUGAUUUAAAGGCUUUCACACCUGAAAUAUCCACAUUAUAUUAUACAAGAUUAUAUAGUCCUGCCAGAACAGAUUGAUUCUUUCUGCAUUGGUUUGUGGAUUGGAGUGUUGAUUCUUUGUUUGUUUCUAAUGCAUAUAUAUAUAUAUAUAUAUAUUUAUAUUUGGUCCACAGAUUUUGAAUUCCAUCAAGCAGAAGAAAAAAUACAUUAUGUUCACAAUGUAUAUGUUUGUCAUACAAAAGAGAAAGAAAAGUUUGAUCUUUGAUUUUUCUACACGGACGGUAGAUAUUCUUUUCUCGAAAUGAGCGAAAGAGCAUUAAUUAAGUAGUUUGAAAAGAAAUAUGAGCCGUGGAAGAAAUAUUUCAAUGGCUUUUAAAGCUAUUCAAAAAAAUGAGUAUGGCACACAUGCAUUUCAUACAGAUGUAAAUGUAAGUGGACUUAUGUGGCUAUGGUAUGAUUCACUUAUUGCUUAAGACACUUGGAUAGAAUUAUCUACAGGUUUAGUGGGUAACAUAAACAGAUGUAUAAUAUGCAAAAUAAAAAAAAGGAAAAUAAAUAAUGGCCAAUACCCAGUGAAAAAAAUUUAUAACAAAUAAUUGGUCAAACAAUUGUAGAUCAUAGUGUUUAACAUUUAUUUGCGAUCUGUAGCUAUGCAGGUAUGAAAUAUGAGAAAAUUACAUUUUAAAAAUAGAGAUUUGAUACAACAAUAUUUGUGAAGAAAGUUCAGCAGAAGCUAAUGUCAAUGAAAUAUAUCUCACAGCACACAGCAAAGACAAAUAUAAACUGUAAAACUUGAUGAUUAUAUGCAGAUCUCUACGUAGAUUCAAAGUAAAUUUGCAAAAAAAAAAACCCAUAA